AUGAAACUCCCACUGGUUGGCAUCACACUCGCUAGCUUAGCCACGGCUUCAUCCGACUGGCAGCAUAGCGACCAUGCAUGGCAUCCCGCGGGGCCUUUUGACAGUCGAUCGCCCUGUCCCGGGCUAAACGCCUUGGCUAACCACGGUUGGCUUCCUCGUUCGGGAAAGAACAUUGAUCUGGACACUUUUCGGUCCGCCAUCUCUGGAGCCUAUAACUACGAGCCUACUUCCAUGGACUUUAUCUUCAGUCUUGCCUUGAAAUUCAACCUUACGACUACCGGGAAUCAGUCGACAUUCAACCUUGUUGAUCUAGCUCGGCAUGACGAAAUCGAAUUCGACGGGUCGCUAUCUCGAAACGACAUUUAUUUUGGUGAUGACCUUCACUUUGACCCAACAGUCUGGGCUAGCACGGCCCGGAGACUGCAGCUUUAUGAUACGCGUGGAUCGGUCGAAGACCAAUACGUUACCCUGGAAGCCGCAGCUCGGGCUCGCGCAGCACGAGUGGCAGAUGCUAAAAGAGCCAACCCAAGCUUCAAUGCUUCCGCCAACCAGAUGGCGGGUAGCCCGGGGACUACGGCACUUUACUUAACCACACUAUGGGAUGAUAAAGUGGGAGCGGUCCCUAAGUCCUGGAUCAAGGCAUUCUUUGGUGCGUGUUCAUGA
Molecule: messenger RNA, 663 nt
Organism: Penicillium chermesinum
Lineage: Eukaryota; Fungi; Ascomycota; Eurotiomycetes; Eurotiales; Aspergillaceae
Product: Chloroperoxidase
Exons: 2
Coding region: 1-663 (220 amino acids)
Molecular function (GO): peroxidase activity
Source: RefSeq, a predicted model, not a curated record